GUUAAAUCUAGCUACUAAUGUGAGAUUUCUGUGAAGCUAUAAAAGUUUUUUUGUCUAAAUUGGUCUUGCAUGCAACAUGCUAUCCGGUGCACUCUCGUGAACUGUAGUUGUCAGUGUUUCAAACCUGGGAAAAUAAAUCAGCGACAAUGUGACCAAUGCCGGCAUGGAUGGGUAGCACAUGCCCUGAGCAAACUAAGGAUUCCAAACCUCUACCCAUCAAGCCAAGUAGAAAUAGUUCAAUCCAAUGUUGUCUUUGAUAUCAGUAGCCUCAUGUUGUACGGAACCCAAGCCGUUCCUGUGCGCCUUAAAAUUCUGCUUGAUCGGCUUUUCAGUGUUCUGAAGCAGGAAGAGGUGAUACAGAUUCUCCAUGCUCUGGAUUGGACACUGCAGGAUUAUAUACGUGGAUAUGUGCUACAGGAUGCUUCAGGAAAGGUGUUGGAUCACUGGAGCAUAAUGACCACUGAAGAAGAACUGGCUACUCUGCAGCAGUUCCUUCGCUUUGGAGAAACUAAGUCCAUUGUAGAGUUAAUGGCAAUUCAAGAGAAAGAAGGGCAGUCGAUCAUAAUACCACCACCAACUGCCAAUUUGGAUAUUAGGGCAUUCAUUGAGAGCUGCAACCCACACAGUCCUAAUUUUUCUGCUUCCUUGGACAAAAUGAGUCCCACCAGCAUUCAUCCCUUUGAGAAUAUUGUAAAUAGCAUGGCUUUCAUGCUGCCGUUUCAGUUCUUCAGUCCAGUGCCUCCACCUUUGAUAGGCUCACCACCAGAAAGACAUUUGAUUGAGCAAGGUCAAGACCAUAGCAACGAAACCAAACAAGAUCUUCAGAUACCAUUUUCUGAAAACAGUUUCUUAACUUCUAGUUCCACACCGUUUCAAGUUGAAAAUGAGAGGAGCAUAAAUGGUCCAGAUAUCACUAAAACAGAAGAUGAUGCCCUUUUAAGUGAUUCCAGUUCACAUAAUACAGCAGCCAAGCUUGAAAUGACAGCACUAUCACCAGAAAACAAAAUGAAAUCUGUUGAAAAGAAUUCUGGGCCUAGGAAAGGGCGUGUCUUCUGCACUGCAUGUGAAAAAACAUUUUACGAUAAAGGUACUUUGAAAAUACAUUACAAUGCUGUUCAUCUGAAGAUAAAGCACAAAUGCACCAUUGAGGGCUGCAAUAUGGUGUUUAGCUCAUUGCGUAGUCGAAAUCGACAUAGUGCAAAUCCUAACCCCAGACUCCAUAUGCCAAUGAACAGAAAUAACAGGGAUAAAGAUCUAAGAAAUGGUUUGACCAUUGCUGGACCUGGAGAUAGUAAAAGGACAGAAUUCACAAUUUUAACUCCGGAUAGCAGAACUAUUUCCAACUAUGCCAGCUCUUGUACAGAUUCAAAAGGCCAGGUGGGAUUUUCCAGUAUUGGACAUAAUGGUGUCCUCUUUCCAAACCUGAAGACAGUACAGCCCGUUCUUCCUUUUUACCGUAGUCCAGUCACACCAGCUGAGCUUGCCAAUACUCCGGGUACUCUUCCUUCUCUGCCUCUUGUUUCUUCCUCAAUACCAGAGCAGCUUGUUUCCAAUGAAUUGCCAUUUGACGUGCUUCCCAAGAAGAAGUCUCGUAAGUCCAGUAUGCCCAUUAAGAUAGAGAAAGAAGCUGUUGAGACACCCAAUGAAAGUAGCGAUGUUGCCAGUUCUGAAGAUGAUUCACGCCUGCAGGGGGUAAGCGAUGGAGAGCUUGAGACCUGUGAGCAUAAGAUAGAGAAGCGGGUGACCGACAGGGUGGAAAAGCACCCCCAUUCAGGUAAUUCAUGGAAAUCUCUCUCUGGGGUAGAGGGCCCAAAGUAUUUUGAAUCUGUCUUUGCACCAAAUAACAAAUACAUCGAGGAUAUCUCUGAGAAUGAAUUGCAACACUGUGAGAAAGAGGUUAAACCAGAAGAAAACCAACCAUUAAAAAUAGUUUCCCAUGAGAUUAUAUAUGAAGAUCCAAAACACCACCACAGUGAUGUUAUAAAACCAGUGACUGAACCCCCCAUGUAUAUUAAAGAGCAGUCAAACCACAGGAUUCCUAAAAAUGACUGCCCUGAAUUGCAACACCACUUGCUGACCGGGGGCUUUUUCAGCACUUUGUCAAACAGGGGUGCUGCCAUUCCUUGUUUUGAAGACUCUAAAGAUAUGGAUCAUGUCAGUCAACAUGCACUAGGGAUUCAGAAGGAAGAAAGCCGCUUUCAUUGUGACAUCUGUAAGAAGACUUUUAAAAACCCUUACAGUGUAAAAAUGCAUUUCAAAAAUGUACAUCUCAAAGAAAUGCAUAUUUGCACAGUUGAGGGCUGUAAUGCUGCUUUCCCUUCUCGUAGAAGUCGAGACAGACAUAGUUCAAACCUAAAUCUUCAUCAUAAACUUCUGACUAAAGAUACACUGGAAUUCAACAACCAUUUCAAUGCAACAUACCUCUUGAAAGACAUGGCUAAGGAGUUUUGCCAAGAUGACUCUUUAAAACAACACGUUGGACGUACUUCUGUAAUCUUCAAAGGAAUGAACAGAACAGGCAGCUACAUUUUUCCAAUGAGCAAAAUUGCAGAACCCUGUUCUGAGAGUUAUGGAUAUGAUCCAUUAAAUGAUGGAGCUGUUCUGGAUCUAAGCACUACUUCCAGCAUUAAAUCUGAAAGCAGUGCUCAUUCUUCUUGGGAUUCUGAUGGAGGAAGUGAAAUAUGCACCAUGCCCUUGGAUGAUAGUGAUGAAAGCUGUGAAGGACCCAGCCUAAUGCCCAAUGAUGAUCUCUACCAAGACUGUACUCUAAUUGAGAAAGCUAAUCAAAACUUUAUAAACUUACCUUCCAGUUUGCCAAUAACUUGUCAUAUAUGUCAAAAAACAUACAGUAAUAAAGGAACUUUCAGGGCUCAUUACAAAACUGUGCAUCUCCGCCAGCUCCACAAAUGCAAAGUCCCAGGUUGCAACACAAUGUUUUCAUCUGUUCGCAGUCGGAACAGGCACAGUCAAAACCCCAAUCUGCACAAAAGUCUGGCUGGGUCACCAACUAGCUUACAGUAA
Molecule: messenger RNA, 3021 nt
Organism: Lonchura striata (white-rumped munia)
Lineage: Eukaryota; Metazoa; Chordata; Aves; Passeriformes; Estrildidae
Gene: BNC1
Product: basonuclin zinc finger protein 1
Biological process (GO): regulation of transcription by RNA polymerase I
Cellular component (GO): nucleus
Source: RefSeq, a predicted model, not a curated record